AUGAUUAACAAUUUUGUCACCGAAAAGCUUAUUAUUAAUUCAUUUUUGGCGGUCAAAUACAGGAAGAGUAGUGGUUUUUCGAGGGGUGCUUCCAUGUAUCGUGGAGUUACAAGGCAUCACCAGCAUGGAAGAUGGCAAGCAAGGAUUGGAAGAGUUGCAGGAAACAAAGAUCUCUACUUGGGAACUUUCAGUACGGAGGAGGAAGCUGCAGAAGCAUAUGACAUUGCGGCGAUAAAGUUCAGAGGCUUGAACGCAGUCACCAAUUUUGACGUGAAUCGUUACGAUGUAAAAGCCAUACUCGAAAGCAACACUCUACCGAUCGGAGAAGGCGCAGCGAAACGAUUAAAAGAGGCUCAAGCUCUUGAAUCUUCAAGAAGUCGUGAAGAAAUGAUCGCUCUCGGUUCAACUUUCCAAUAUGGAAGCUCCAGCAGGUUACAGGCGUAUCCAUUAAUGCAAACACCAUUUGAUCAGAGUCCUCAGCCUUUACUAUCCUUGCAAAAUCAGGACAUUUCUCAGUACACUCAGGACCCUUCGUUUCACCAAAGUUACAUUCAAACCCAGCUAUGUCAGAACAUUGGGGACGAUCACAACGUGUUGGAUAGAUUAGCCCAAUCGAGUGUGGUUACUUUUAGUGGUAUGCUUGCGGUUUAUGCACGACAAGAGCGUGUGGAUGUUGCGAAAAAAAUCUUUAACGAGAUGGUUUGUUUAAGAGUGGAACCUGGUGUGUUGUCUUGGAACGGUAUGAUUGGAGGCUUUAAUCAUAGUGGACAUUAUGAAGAGGUGGUUAUUUUGUUUCAAAGGAUGCAUUUUGAAGGAUUUACACCCGAAGAGCAUAGUGUUUCUAGUGUUCUUUCUGCUGUGGGUGCCUUGGAGGAUAACAAACUUGGGAUUUAG
Messenger RNA from Pistacia vera, 894 nucleotides. Its product is annotated as AP2-like ethylene-responsive transcription factor PLT2. Gene Ontology annotation, biological process: regulation of DNA-templated transcription. Lineage: Eukaryota; Viridiplantae; Streptophyta; Magnoliopsida; Sapindales; Anacardiaceae. The record is from RefSeq and is a predicted model, not a curated record. Gene Ontology annotation, molecular function: DNA-binding transcription factor activity; DNA binding; protein binding. The transcript has 3 exons. The coding region runs from base 1 to 894 and encodes 297 amino acids.